This is a messenger RNA of Hydractinia symbiolongicarpus, 1896 nucleotides long. RefSeq names its product T-box transcription factor T-like. The record is from RefSeq and is a predicted model, not a curated record. Gene Ontology annotation, cellular component: nucleus. The transcript has 6 exons. NCBI's taxonomy places the organism in Eukaryota, Metazoa, Cnidaria, Hydrozoa, Anthoathecata, Hydractiniidae. Gene Ontology annotation, biological process: heart morphogenesis; regulation of transcription by RNA polymerase II; positive regulation of DNA-templated transcription. Bases 659 to 1786 code for a protein of 375 amino acids. Gene Ontology annotation, molecular function: RNA polymerase II cis-regulatory region sequence-specific DNA binding; DNA-binding transcription factor activity, RNA polymerase II-specific.
GGUGAUUCCUCACUCCCUUUUUCCACGUGAUUGCCAACUUCACACCUAGAAAAACACCACCAUUUCUUCAUCUUAGUACACCACACGGUUUCUGAAGCUCGUUACCAAACUCCUUUCACCUUUUUCAUAGAAAACGAAACACGCUUUCAUUGUUUGUUUUUUGCGAGGCAUAUAGAAACCAUGUCAGGCAGCUAAAAUAUUAAUUUUCAUUCACGUGUUAUAAUUUUAAGCUCGUUAGUGUGUUAUUUUAGCUGUAUAUAGAUGAUACAAAGUGCGAAUUUCAUUAUCCCUUCAAUGCACUCACCAGCUAAACGGUAAAUUUUUAAAAAACACCGCUAUAAUAAAUUAGAGUGAUUACUUAGUACAAAUUAAAAGGCCACCGACAUUUCAUUGAAAACAAUGGGACAAACAAUAACAUAACGAUCUGAAGUUAUUAUAUCUAGCUUGGUCUAUUCGGAUUGCUUUUGAUUUCGAUGUGUAAUGUUCUCGCGGAAAUAGCAUCUAACGACGAGAGGCAUAAUUAGUUCUUCAGUUGAUUAUUUGAUCUUCUACCGUGAACACCUCAAUUCUUAUACGAGGUGAAGUGUUGCGUACAACUUCGGGUGCGAAGAGAAAGAACAAAAUUUUUUUGGAAACGAGUGCGAAUAGAAUCAUUAUCAUGAAGUCGGACUUCUCCAUGGCCGCCAUUCUAAGGGAAACUGAUAAAAGUGUUACAACAAGGAAGGAGAAAUUAACGAAAGAUCCUCAACUUUGCGUGGCUCUCGAAGAUGCAGACCUAUGGAGGAGCUUUCACCGUAUGACCAAUGAAAUGAUCGUCACAAAAAAUGGAAGACGGAUGUUUCCCGUUUUAAAAUCCGGUGUAAGUGGGCUGGAACCGCAAGCUAUGUAUUCGAUUAUGUUGGAUUUUACACCAGUGGACGAACAUCGCUGGAAAUAUGUGAACGGCGAAUGGUCUCAUGCUGGAAAACCAGAACCAACGCCCCCAAGUAAAGUGUACGUACACCCCGAUUCCCCGAAUUUUGGGACGCAUUGGAUGAAAAGCCCAAUAGUUUUCUCCAAAGUAAAACUAACCAAUAAAGAAACGACCAAUGGACAAGUGCUGAUGUUAAAUUCGCUACACAAAUACAAACCGCGGAUUCACAUUGUAAAAGUUGGCAGUGGUGAAAAGGUGGUUUCAACGCAUUCUUUCACAGAAACAGAAUUUAUCGCCGUAACUGCUUAUCAGAACGAAGAGAUAACUAAUUUGAAAAUUCGUUAUAAUCCUUUUGCGAAAGCAUUCCUUGACGCAAAAGAAAGAAAUGAUCACAGAGAGUUUAUCGAACGCCGAGGUUUGUGUAGUUGCUGUACGACAACAAGAUUACCGCUGACCUAUGGUUUCACAACGCAUGCGCAUCAUCCACUAUCACCUAUUGCGUCACCACAUUACCUCAGCGGAUGCGAUAAGAUUAUGAUGAGACAUCAUCCGUACGCACGAUCAAACAACCCUGCACAUAGACAAUCUCUCUCGAUAUGUCAUCCGUCAUAUGUACGUCAAACUUACGAAAUUCCGUCACCAACAAAAACGCCUUCAUCGGCAUGCUCAAGAUAUUCGCCCACACACUUCAAAUACGGGGACGACGAUUUACACCGACAUUCGAUAAGCCCACCUAUCACGCAUCGUCAUUCGCCGCCGACACUAGUUAGAAGUGACGUGUUGUCGUAUCAUGAACAACUAAGAAUAAAACUUGAAGCGUCUAAUGUUCAUCACCGGCACGGACAUAUUGAAUUACGUCAUUCCAGUAGGUGACGUGUCGAGUUUUGACAAAAACAUUGUAAAUAAUAAAAAAAAGAUGUUUUCAGAUUCUGUUGUAUAGAACACUUAUGUAAAUAUGAAGAUACACAUUCACAAAUUUAUAA